CCCUACACCAGCGCGCGCCCGCCGGUCACGUGGUCGUCUAAAAAUACAUUCGCGACACGUGCUCGCGCUCCGAUAUUUUUAUACGUGUAUCGAACAGCGUGCCUGAUAAAACAAUUGAGUUAUGAUAAUUGAAGAUGAGUGAGACCGUACGAAAAUGUUGCGUUUGCGGGAAGGACGGUGCAGCUUACAAAUGUCCGAGGUGCAGGGAACUUUAUUGCUCCGUGGCGUGUUGCAGAGAGCACAAGACUCGACCCUGCGAGCCUCCAGUGUUACCUGAGAGACCCAAGGAACGCCAAAGGAUCGGCGAAUACAAGUUUCCAACGGAAGAUACAGUGCCCGCGGAGAAGCUGCAGAAAUUGUGCGACAGCAAGGAACUGAUAAAUUGCCUCCAGAAUCCCCACUUGCGCCACAUCAUGAGCGCAAUUAUGAACAGUCCGAAUCCCACCGAGGCGAUCACACUAGCCAUGAAGGAACCCAUAUUCGUGGAGAUGGCCGACGCCUGUCUGAAGAUCGUGGAACCGCCGGACGAUGCUAAGCCAUUCUAAAUAACGCCGGCGUAAAUAACCACUCGAAUAAGUCUGUGAUUAAAGGACAUUAUGUUUAAUACAACUUUGUAAAUAUAUUGUACGAGUUGUACAAAAACGUCGAGAUGGCAGAGAGAUGCAGUUUUUUUAAAAUUUAAAUAUUUAUGUACAUCGUAAGAGUAGGCAGAAUAUAAAGAGUUUGCGUCAGAUGGAAAA
Molecule: messenger RNA, 740 nt
Organism: Vollenhovia emeryi
Lineage: Eukaryota; Metazoa; Arthropoda; Insecta; Hymenoptera; Formicidae
Product: zinc finger HIT domain-containing protein 3
Exons: 2
Coding region: 135-545 (136 amino acids)
Molecular function (GO): protein binding
Source: RefSeq, a predicted model, not a curated record